Seminavis robusta is the source of this 3849-nucleotide messenger RNA. NCBI's taxonomy places the organism in Eukaryota, Bacillariophyta, Bacillariophyceae, Naviculales, Naviculaceae. The record is from the annotation of a GenBank genome assembly.
AUGGACGACGAUUUUUCUGCAGCGGGUGACUUGGACAGUCAAGGUGGUGAUAGCGACAGUGUUGUUUCCAUGGCCGACUCGGCAUCGUUUGCGGUGGUAAAGCAAGAAUUGCGCAUGAUGAAUGUGAUUCGGACAUUUGUGUUUGCCUUGAUGAUUACUAUCGGGACCAUUGGUGCCGAAAUUCUGUUUAUUACGGUGCGACUCAACCAAGAGUCGACGUUUGCGUCCGAGUUUGAACGAUUCGGUCAAGAACUGAUUGAGGGCUUUUUGGAUCGUUUGGACGAUCGUCGAUUGGUCGCCCAGAGUCUGGCGGAAUCGCUGCACUAUCAAGCCGACGAAAUGUCAGCCGAAUGGCCCUACGUGACGUUUGCCGAUUUUGCACAACAAACUGAAACAGCGCAACAACUCGCUGGUGCUUCGGCCAUCACGUACGCGCCACUCGUCACGCCCGAUACGAGACAACUGUGGGAAGCCUAUGCGGGUUAUAUCGAAGGGAAACAAUAUCAAGCGGUCAUUACCGAUAUACACGGUUACUCCAAUUCUCCUUCGACGUUUUCUUCUUCUUCCGAAUCAGAACAACAACUAUCAGAACAAGACACGGUCUUUUAUAUAGACUCCAAUCGAACCGUCAUGGAUGGCAUUUAUCGCAUGGAACAUGGACAAGCCAUUGACCUGGAACAACCACAACGACGAGACAUGAUCUUUCCACUGUGGCAAUUGUCACAACCCUCCAAUAACGGUGUGCGUAUGUUUGAUCAAAUGUCGACACCCAUUCGAGCACAAGCUUUGCGCGCCAUGACACGACAACCCAGUGGUGUCCUCUCGGAUUUUCUCUUUCACACGGCCAAUGGCACCGAUUAUGUCGAGUACACGACACCCCACGCCGGACUCUAUCAUGCAAUUCCAACAACUCUGCUUGACCCAUUCGUCGCCGCCAUUUAUUUCGAAUUUUCCUGGACGGGAUUCUUGCAAGACAUUCUCAAAGAGAAUGAUUUGAAGGAUGAUGCCACACUGCUCGUGGUCGUCGAGAGUUCCUGUGAUGGCAUCCCCAAUAAUACUAAGGAAUUCUCCUUUGAAUACAAUGCCCAAAAUCAAGUCAGCUACGUGGGGGUCGGGGAUUGGAGCGACGAUCCCACCACAUUUAGUGCUCCCUAUUCGGUCAAUUCCACCUUUGCACAAUUCGCAGCCGUGAUGCAAUACGACAAUACAACAACGACAACUUCCAACACAACAUCUCUUUGUCACUACCGCCUCCGCGUCUGUGCCACGGAAGAAUUGCGCGAUUCCUAUUUGUCCAAUGCACCCAUGUGGGCCCGAUGGAUUUUUCUGGGAGUCUUUCUCUGCACCAUUGGCGUAUUCAUCUGCUACGAUUGUGCCGUCGAACAACGAUCCAAUCGGGUCGUUGAAACCGCCAAACGCACCGAUGCACUUGUCAGCAAUCUCUUUCCGUCCAAUGUCAAGGCACAAUUGCUCGAAAAUGCCGCCAAACAACGCAAAGCACGCAAAAAACAACAAAAGAAAGCGUACAAGAUGAAUUUACAACAAGAGACGGCACCGCAUGACGAGCGACUGCCACCACCACCAUCACGGGCAGGAUUGGCGCCCGUCAUUCAUACACCGAAACGACGACUCAAGUCAUUUCUGCAUCCCGGAGAUGGCAUUGAUGGAUUGCUCGAUAUCAAUGAUAGUGAACCAAUUGCCGAUUUGUUCCCCAAUGCAUCCGUCAUGUUUGCCGAUAUUUCUGGGUUCACGGCAUGGAGCAGUGAACGGGAUCCGAGUCAGGUGUUCCGACUGCUAGAGACACUGUACAGAUCCAUGGAUAAAGCUGCACGAAGGUUUCGUAUCUUCAAAGUUGAGACGAUUGGGGAUUGCUACGUUGCUGCAACGGGACUGCCAGACCCUCGAGAAGAUCACCUCGAAGCAUUGGUUAGAUUUGCUCGUACAUCACUUUUGAGAACUUCAGAACUGGCCAAGGCAUUAGAGGCUACAUUGGGUCCUGGAACAGCCGAAUUGGCUCUGCGUUUUGGAAUCCACAGUGGCCCUGUCACGGCUGGAGUGCUAAGGGGCGAGAAGGCCCGCUUCCAGUUGUUUGGAGAUACAAUGAAUUUUGCCGCAAGAAUGGAAUCAACAGGAAUCAAGAACAAGAUCCACUUGUCAGAGGCAUCAGCCAACUUGCUACAGAAACGGGGCAAGGGUAACUGGGUUGUCCCUCGAGAUGAAUUGGUUCACGCAAAAGGAAAAGGCGAUUUGCAAACAUAUUGGCUAAAGAUUGGACAAUCAUCUGCUUCUGUGGCAUCGGGAAUGAGCAAUAGUUCCUGUGGGGACUCAUCUGCCGUCGACAGUGGUGAGUUUAGUACGGAAGAAGCGGCGCACCUACGUCGCGGAUUCAAACGGGCACCGAGAGUCUCCAUGUCCACACUGAAUAUGGGUGGUCCGGAACAAGUCUUGAUGGGGGUAAUUGGGGAGACAAAGUUAAGUCGUUCGUUGGAACGACUUGUCGAGUGGAACACGGGCGCACUGUCGUCGCUUCUGAAGCGAGUUGUAGCCAGUCGAGACCCUCAGAUGAGUCCUAGCAAUCAUCGUGGUCUGCAACCCAGGCUAGGGCAGGCAAGAAGUUUCAUUGGUGAGCUGAGCAUGGCCGUUCCACUUCCAGCCUACAAUGCAGAUGCAGUUGCCAGGGCCCACCACGAAGAAGUUGAUUUGCCUGCGGUGGUGGUCACGGAACUGCGAUUCUAUGUGGCUGCCAUUGCUUCCGGUUACCGAAAGAAUUCCUUUCAUAAUUUCGAACAUGCAAGCCAUGUGAUUUUAUCGGCUACCAAACUCUUGAAACGCAUUGCCUAUGCAGAUGGUCACAACAACAAUGAAGAAGGGAUUACCACCUUGGAUUUGCACCACUUUACCUAUGGAAUCAGCAGUGAUCCAUUGACUCAGUUUGCUGUUGUCUUUGCUGCAUUGAUUCAUGAUGUUGGCCAUGAAGGUGUUCCCAAUGGGCAAAUGGCCAAGGAGCUUCCCGAUAUUGCAGGGCUCUACAACAACAAAAGUGUAGCAGAGCAGAGAUCUGUGGAUGUUGCACUGGAGCUGUUGAUGCUGCCAAAGUACAAGCACUUCCGCGAAUGCAUUUGUGCUACCGAAAGUGAACAAAAGCGCUUCCGACAACUCCUCAUUCACUGUGUUCUGGCCACUGACAUUUUUGAAAAGGACCUCAAAGCCAAACGGAAUCUCAUGUGGGAUCUCACCUUCCAUCCCUCGGAUGAAAAGAAGGAAGAGGAAACUUCGGUGCCUGCUGCUCAUAUGAACAAAUCAUUCCGGCAAGAUGACAUGAAUACAAAGGCAACAAUUGUCUUGGAGCACGUGAUUCAAGCAUCGGAUGUUUCCCACACCAUGCAACACUGGCAUGUCUACAUCAAGUGGAAUGAGCGGUUGUAUGAGGAGAUGUAUGCAGCCUACAAGGCUGGUAGAGCGGAGAAGGAUCCAUCGGAUGGGUGGUACAAAGGAGAGCUUUGGUUCUACGACAAUUAUGUAAUUCCCUUGGCCAAAAAGCUGAGGGAAUGUGGAGUCUUUGGUGUUUCCAGUGAUGAGUAUUUGACUUAUGCCGAGAUGAAUCGAGCCGAAUGGGAACAGAGAGGCGAAGAGCUCUGCAAGCGCAUGAAGAAGCGGGUGGAAGAAACGUACGCCGCCAAGGAGGCCAAGGAAGAGCUACGGCGAAUUGUAGAAAGUGAAAGUGAUGACAAUGAUGAUGAUGAACAUAGGCAGAGCUUGUACAGGCGACUUAACAAUUCUCGCAACGACUUGGAUGCCUCCGGUGACGACGAUGACGGCAUGGAUGGGAGCCGCUACUCGGCGCAUUAG